Messenger RNA from Cottoperca gobio, 2260 nucleotides. It is a transcript of the gene slc25a48, whose product is annotated as solute carrier family 25 member 48. Gene Ontology annotation, biological process: transmembrane transport. The record is from RefSeq and is a predicted model, not a curated record. Lineage: Eukaryota; Metazoa; Chordata; Actinopteri; Perciformes; Bovichtidae. Gene Ontology annotation, cellular component: mitochondrion. The transcript has 7 exons. Bases 122 to 1072 code for a protein of 316 amino acids. Gene Ontology annotation, molecular function: transmembrane transporter activity.
CCCGCUACAUUGUGAAUAAAAGCCGGAGCUUCUUUGUUUCCCUCCUCACUGUGUGUGAGAACAUCCGCAGAGUUUUGAUGAGAGACAGUCGGCUGCAGAUUGCACGCGCUCUGAGUUGAAGAUGCAGACCUCAAAGAGCUUUCGGAUGGAUGAUUUUAUCGCAGGAUGGAUCGGCGGAGCGUGCAGUGUGGUGGUGGGCCAUCCGCUGGACACAGUGAAGACGAGGCUCCAGGCGGGGAAAGGCUACAAGAACACUCUCCACUGCGUCCUCACCAUCUACAGGAAGGAAACGGUCAUGGGUUUCUUUAAGGGCAUGUCUUUCCCUCUGGCCAGCAUCACCGUCUACAACUCCGUGGUGUUUGGCUUCUUCAGUAACACGCAGAGACUUAUAAGCAAGUAUCGCUACGGCGACGGGCGGCAUCCCUGCGGCAUGGUGGACCUGACUGUGGCCAGCAUGCUGACUGGUCUGAUGUCAGUGAGCCUGGGAGCCCCAGUGGAUCUGGUCAAGAUCAGACUGCAAAUGCAGACGCAGAUGGUUCUAGCAGAGAACUUGAACCUUGCCAGCAAUGUAUCGAAUGGCACCAACAUCCCUAUGCGCUCCAUGAACAUCCCCAGCCAGAGACUUUACCGAGGCCCCAUCCACUGCAUCAGCAGCACCCUGCAGACGGAGGGUCUGCAGGGCCUGUACAGGGGGGCUGGGGCCAUGAUCCUGAGGGACGUUCCUGGAUACACACUCUACUUCAUCCCUUACACCAUCUUCUGCGACCUGCUGAAGCCAGACGGCACCUCAAGCCUUCACCCUGGUUCCAUCUGGCUGGCUGGAGGACUAGCAGGGUCCAUUUCCUGGGUCACAGCCACGCCAGCCGACGUAGUGAAGAGUCGAAUGCAGGCCGACGCUCAGCUGCAGAGGAAGUACAAGGGGAUCUUACAGUGCAUCAUCCACAGCUACAAGACGGAGGGCGCACAGGUUUUCUUCCGCGGGGCAUCAGUCAACGCCAUCCGAGGCUUCCCGAUGAGCGCCACCAUGUUCCUGACCUACGAACUCUCCCUACAGUUCUUCAGGAGUUUCUAGGGGCAAAGGAAACGUGUUGGUGGUAAAAGGAAUCAGAUGAGCAAACAGGCUCCACUUUAUAGUAGCUGUGAGUCAGCUAAUUUCAAGCUAAUGCUAACAUCUAGUGAGCACACCAGAGCUUUUGAACGCUUUGCUGUGAAGCAAAUAUUUUAUUUCAAUGAGGUUUUAAAACUAAUACUUUCAGUUUUAAACAAUCAGAAUUAGGACACCAAAGUCAUCCAUGUGUUCCUGGGCAAAGUAUUUAUCUAACAACGGUAUCGAACAGUUUAGCAUAAUAAUUGCUAAUAAUAUUAGCAUGCCAAAGCUAACGGGGAACAUGGAUGAUUUUAGAGUCAUUAUUUAGCUUAAAACAACUUUAUUUAUACCUGUAAGGGAAAAUGCUUUUGAAAUAACGUCUAUUUGUAACUUUUAGAUUUUAAACUAAUUGAAGGGAGAAGGGAGUUGAGAAAUAUGAAUUGACUGAACACUUUUAAAAUGGAUGCGAGUCUGAAUUUAACGUUUUUGUAAGCGUUCUGUGUUGAUUUGUUCGUUUAAGUUCAGUUGUAUUCUGAUGGCCUAGUGGUCUGGUGGUACGCCUUCCAAACCAGGCUGCCGCCAUUGUACCCCUGAGCAAGGUACUUAACCCUGAGCUGCUCCAGGGAGACUGUCCCUGUACUUAGUUCAAUGUAAGUCGCUCUGGAUAAGAGCGUCUGCUGAAUGACCUGUGUUUCUUAUAUUAAGAAAAGUCUUACAAAUUCUAUUUUAACUUUAUCACAUUACCUAUAAUGCAGUUAAAGUGCAUGCAAUCAGAUACAUGUGAGCUAUUGUACUACUGUUAUAUUAUUGCUUUAUGAAGUCUGCAGCAUUAAUAUAUAAUCACUAAUCUCAACAGUUACUCAGCUUUGAUGAUGAUGCACAACCGAAGUUUCAUUCUAAAAUGAGAUCCACAUUUACUUCCAUGGAUAAAAAUCACGUUUAAAUGAGGUGUUAACUCCUUCAUCUGCAAGUCACGGGGUUUUUAAGACAACCAUCAUAGACGCAAAGCAAAAGUCUCUUCACAAAAUGGAUAUUUCUCAUUUUUGAUUGAAAACCUUCAAAGUGAAACGUCUUUUCCUGGAUAAUAGCUAUAUUUUAAAUAGUUUUUUGAUCAUGUAAAUACUUGUAAAUAUGUAAACUGCCAUUCCAGAUGAUGGAGAGACAGAUGUGUAU